Molecule: messenger RNA, 1080 nt
Organism: Protopterus annectens (West African lungfish)
Lineage: Eukaryota; Metazoa; Chordata; Ceratodontiformes; Protopteridae
Product: surfeit locus protein 4-like
Exons: 6
Coding region: 97-909 (270 amino acids)
Biological process (GO): Golgi organization
Cellular component (GO): endoplasmic reticulum; membrane; endoplasmic reticulum-Golgi intermediate compartment
Source: RefSeq, a predicted model, not a curated record
CAGUAUCAUUACGUGGCACAGCUGGAGCAGCGGAGCUGGGAUUUUCGUGACACUGGGGAUUCUUUGCGCUGGGGUGCAAGACGGAGAGUGUGAGACAUGUCGGGCAGUUCCGAUGUGAUGGGGGUCGCCGAGGACCUGGCGGAUCAGUUUCUACGAGUGACAAAACGGUAUCUACCUCAUCUGGCUCGCUUGUGUCUAAUCAGCACUUUCCUGGAAGAUGGCAUUCGGAUGUGGUUCCAGUGGAAUGAGCAGAGGGACUACAUCAAUAUGUCGUGGGGCUGUGGGUUUUUUCUGGCUGUUAUGUUUGUACUAAUCAACAUGCUCGGACAGCUAGCUAGCUGCGUCCUAGUAUUGGCCCGAAAAUUCGUACCCUAUGCUUGCUUUGGUUUAUUCGGCAUCAUUUUCAUGCAGACAGUUGCCUACAGCAUCUUGUGGGACCUCAAGUUUUUGAUGAGAAACCUUGCUUUGGGUGGUGGAUUGCUGUUGCUCCUGGCAGAGUCCCGGUCAGAUGGAAAAUCUAUGUUCGCUGGUGUACCAACAGUGAACGAUAACUCCCCGCGACAGUACAUGCAGCUGGGGGGCAGAGUGUUGCUUGUCCUCAUGUUCAUGACACUACUACACUUCGAGGCCAGUACCUUCACUAUUUUCCAGGACAUCUUUGGAAUGGUGUUGAUCAUCCUAGUAGCUAUUGGGUUCAAGACGAAGCUGGCUGCCCUGACCCUUGUCAUUUGGCUUUUUAUUUUAAACAUGAUUCAGAAUGCUUUCUGGACCAUCCCCACCUUCAGACCCCUGCACGACUUCUUAAAGUACGACUUUUUCCAGACCAUGUCAGUAAUAGGAGGCCUGCUUCUUGUGGUGGCUUUGGGACCAGGUGGGGUUUCCAUGGACGAGCAUAAGAAGAAGUGGUGAAGACUGAAGAUGAAAGAGCUUAUUUUUUUUUUUUUAAAACGGAGUCCUAUUUGUGUAUUUUUUCAUAUAUACUGUAUCAUUGUUCACUGUUGCCUUAGGAUAGAUUGUUUUCUAUCAAAUGCCAACUUUUAACAUAUGUAAAUUAAAGUAUCAUGGUCCAUGACAAUUCAA